This is a messenger RNA of Staurois parvus, 429 nucleotides long. The record is from the annotation of a GenBank genome assembly. Lineage: Eukaryota; Metazoa; Chordata; Amphibia; Anura; Ranidae.
CCGACUCCUCCCCUUCAGUCCUGCACAGGUGUACCGGCUCCUCCCCUUCAGCUCUUGGACAGGUGUACCGACUCCUCCCCUUCAGUCUUAAACAGGUGUACCGGCUCCUCCCCUUCAGUCUUAAACAGGUGUACCGGCUCCUCCCCUUCAGUCUUGCACAGCUGUACUGGCUCCUCCCCUUCAGUCUUGUACAGGUGUCCGGCUCCUCCCCUUCAGUCUUGCACAGAUGUACCGGCUCCUCCCCUUCAGUCUUGCACAGGUGUACCGGCUCCUCCCCCUCAGUCUUGCACAGGUGUACCGGCUCCUCCCCUUCAGUCUUGCACAGGUGUAUCGGCUCCUCCCCUUCAGUCUUACACAGGUGUACCGGCUCCUCCCCUUCAGUCUUACACAGGUGUACCGGCUCCUCCCCUUCAGUCUUGGACAGGUGUA